AUGACUAUCUGUACUUAUAACGCACGUACGCUUGCAUCGGAAGCGGCCAUCGAAGAUCUGAUGAUGCAAGUUAAGAAGAUCAAGUACGACGUCAUCGGACUGACCGAGAUGAGCCGACGUCACCCUCUCAACGCCGCAUAUGAAAGUGGAGAAGAACUGUUCUCAGGAACAUGCGACAGUAGAGGUGUUGGUGAAGUUGGCGUCCUCGUCAACACAAGUAUGGCAAAAAACAUCGACUCUUUCAAACAAUUUACGACCCGAGUCGGACUUCUGCGGAUGAGAAGAUGUGGUCCAACAGCAGCUUUGACAAUCUUAGUCGCUUACGCUCCAACAUCAAGCUACGAAGAAGAAGAAGUCGAAGCGUUCUAUAUGUACCUGGAGAAGUUCUUCCGAGAAGAUCAUGCCUUCUUCAAUGUCAUAAUUAGCUAUUUCAACGCCAAAGUUGGCCAAGAAGAACGCCUGAGAAGCUUCACAUCGGGACCAACGACCUACAACGGAAUGACCAGGGUGGAGAGGUUCUUCGAGUUCAUCAUGACGACCAAGACCAUCCAUGGGAACUCGCAAUUCCGGAAUUCCAUUCCAUGCCCUCUUCUCUACGCUGGUCGUGGGAGUUAUCCGGUGGAGGGUUCCGUCAUGACAUAG
Messenger RNA from Necator americanus (New World hookworm), 642 nucleotides. RefSeq lists its product as uncharacterized. Bases 1 to 642 code for a protein of 213 amino acids. The record is from RefSeq and is a predicted model, not a curated record. Lineage: Eukaryota; Metazoa; Nematoda; Chromadorea; Rhabditida; Ancylostomatidae. The transcript has a single exon.